AUGGCUUAUCACCAACUCGCGGAGCCAAAACGGGAGCCGGACGUCGAAGAUGAAUUCGACAGCGGACGCUUCACUGAAGUGACUACUAUCCCUGCAGAUAGAUACUCAUCUCCCGCGCCCAGUGAAUUACCUCGGAAGAAACCAUACCUAUCCUCAGGCAAAAAAAUCACCCGCUCCCGGGUCAGUAAAAGCUGUCUUACCUGCCGUCAGCGCAAGGUGAAAUGCGACACCGUUCACCCCAUAUGCGGAACUUGUGAGAAAACGAAGUCCGCAUGCCAUUACAGCUCAUCAUCCCUGACUGACCCUUCCCAGCUGUGGCGCAACACACAAGAUGACAGCCAUGGAAUUAAGCGGCGGAGAGAGCUGAUUGAUCCCGUGAAUCUUGGAGGUGUUUCCGCGACUGAUGUGCUGUCUCCAUUCAGCAUUCUAAGGGAGAUCCAACGGGGCCAAGAUGCCCUGCGCGAACAAUAUUCGGAUUCGCAGCCGAUAGUGGCUAGGUUGGAUCAACUUCUUACGGUUGUUGAGCAGUGGGCUCGAACAAAUGAGCAUCAGUCGCUUGAGGAGCUCAAUAUAUCGAGACAAAAUCAAAAACAUGAUCCAUCGAGCAACGGCGAUGCGAGUCCCAUUCUACUGAAUGCCUCAGAGUCGUCGAAACCUUCCCCAGACGCCUCGCCCCUAUCUGGUCCGUCGUCAAAAGUUCGACUAGGUCAAACAGCCCAAGCUGAAACUAGUGGGAAUGAUGACUUCCCUAUUCCGAGUGGUUUGGAAACAGAUCUCGUAGACCCCGUUGGAUCUUUGAACUUGGGACACCUUAGUCUGGAAGACGGAGGAAAAUCAAGAUAUGUUGGAACCACCUACUGGGCGUAUAUUUCGCGAGAGAUAACGGAACCUGAUCGGUUUCUUCGCCACCAAUCACGACCUCACGGGCGAUCACCCACUCCUAGUGAUGGGUAUUCCUCAGUCGAUGAAGACCAAUUCCAAGAUCCAACCUUGUCAACCAACAGUCAUCAGACGAAGCCAUCGCAUCGUGCCGGCAAUGACUCGUUCCAUAGAUCAGUCCCGUUUCCCACGGGUGACUCAUCUGCAUCGCAGGAUAACUCAAUCGAAUCAUGUAUGCUAGAGAAUGUCCCUACUAGAGCACAAAGCCGCAUCUUAUAUAAAGGCUUUAUGUCUGGGGUGCAUGCGAUUAGCCCCGUGAUGCAUCCUCCUUCAAUUCUCGAGAAAUAUCAUGCGUUCUGGGAUUGGUACGAAAAUAUGGGACAAUCCGGGGAACCAUGCCCUGACCCAUCAUUCAUCCCCCUCUUAUAUGCCAUCUGGUACGGGGGUUCCGUCACAAUAUCUCUGCGGAUAAUCCGCGACGAAUUCGACAUCGAGAGUCGUGCGGCAUUAUCAACCCCUUUUCACGAUGAAGUGACCCGCUGGCUGCGCAAAAUAUCAUUCCCCAGAAAUUCCUCAAUACAUGGUCUCAUGGCAUUCCUUCUUGUGCAAACCAUCUUAUCCAGAGAGGAGGAGCCCCUGGCUAGCAGCCUGUUCAUUAGUCUGGCUCUUCGCGUUGCGCAAUCAAUGGGACUGCACCGUGAUCCGGCGCAGUUUGGUAUUUCGGCCUGCGAAGCUGAGACUCGAAGGCGCGUGUGGUGGCAUAUCGUCCACAUGGAUGGAGUGGUGGCCAUGUCUAGCGGUCUCCCUCCACUCGUCAGUGAUGAAAAUUACUGGGACGUGCGCGAUACAAGCGAGGUGAAAGACACCCUUUUAGGUUCGACUACGGCUGACGAGUAUGAGCGUUUGGUUAAUGCCAACGAACGGAGACCGGACCGACCGAGCGAUCCGAACAUAUGUGAUGGUGCAUCCAUGGUUAACGUAUAUUAUCUUUGUGCAAGAGGGAAAUAUGUGAUGGCUCAGGCAAUUCGAAAGAUCUUAAAGAUACAGCUUGGAACCAAACCAGUUACCCGAAAGGAUAUGGAAGUUUUACAGACGAUCCUCAUUGAACUUCAAUCCAAAUUGUACACAAUAGUUGAUAGGAUUCCCGUAGUGAAAUCCGCGAGACCUUUAAGCUGCGAUGGUCACAGCUACCAAUCGGCUCCGUCAUGCUCAUCGUCAUCUGCAGCUAUAGGGUCGGUCGAAUGUAGUCCAUCGAGCGUUGGCCCCAGUUGUUUAGAGCAAUAUCAUUCGCCUGUAUUAGUUGCUUUUCACAAGUGGGCUAGAAUAUUACUUUCUUUAUUUGUUGACAAGGCAUUCUGUGUUGCGUAUCAGCCAUUUUUAAAAAACGCCAAAAGCAAGAUAUGGCCUGUUGCUCGUCAGCGAGCUCUUCACCAUUGUCAUGGAUUUAUGGAGAAAUUCAUUCUUCUGGCCACCGAUCCGGAUUUCCAACCGUUCCAAUGGAGCUGGCCUGGGAACCAUCAACCAAUGCACGCCACAAUGAUCAUGCUGAUCGACCUCUACGAACGCCCGCAGACUGUAGAAGCUGCCAAAUCCCGUGCCUUUAUCGAUAAAAUAUUCUCUCUCUCCGGUCCUGACGGUGGAGUCGUAGGCGGCGAGGACGGUAUUUCGACGUCUCGACCUCUUAGAGACGGCGGUCGUGAAGCCUGGGACAUGAUGCGACGCCUGCGAGAGAAAGCCUGGUUAAAAGCGGGGCUUGAUCCGAGCGUGCUAUGGACAGAGCAAGCCCAAGCUGAAGCUCAACGCCCAAUCACGAAACGUACAUCUGCUCAACUCCCCAAGGAACGAUUGGGAUCAACGGUUGAAAGCUUCGCGGAUAGCUAUUACACCCUUAUUAAGGAACCGUAUGAUCAUAAUAGCAAUACUAACCAAUCAUCGGAACGGGAACGGGAACGAAUACCGGGCGGGAAAGAAAAUCGACAUAAAACAGGUGCUGUACACGGGGUCCAUCCCUAUUCCCAAUCCCAACACAUCUGCUUCUCCUCCACCGAUCAGCACGCGGUAGCUACGUUUCUGCCAACACAGCAUCAAUGGCCCUAUUCCCCGCCAGCACAUCCCCAAACGAACGGUAUCAACAGUCAAUCAUGGCCAUCUUCCUCACCCUUCUCUUCUGCUUGUAUCAACGACUCAUCUCCAUAUCAGCUGCCUCCGACUAUCAGCAACCAUACUGCUAGCCCACCCGGCCACCCAAGCACCAACACCACCACCAACAAUCCCGCAACCCAGGCCCUGAAUUUUCCCCCUUUCACAUCACCAGAAGUCGCCCCGGUAUCUGACAUUCUCAUUCCUGUCUCCACGCCAUCCGACAUUAACCUUGAUAUCCAACCACGUCAACUUCCCAAUCCCUCCGCACCUACCUCAUCCCCGAGAUUUUCUAACCUCAUCUCUAGCCCGCCGAUGGAACACCACAAUCUCCAAUUCGACUGGGACCAGUGGGAUGCAGUCUUUGGGCCGUCGUUACCUGUUGUCGAUGGCUUUAUGCAUCUUGAUACUGUCAAUGUAGGCGGGGCGGGAACGGGGGAAAAUGUUGGAAUUGGUGGUGGUGGUUGUGGUAGUGGUAAUAAUGAAAAUACUACGAUGGGGGCGGGGUCACGGGUUUUCAUGGAUGAAGAAGGAAAGGUGGAUAUGGAUGAGUCAUGGGGAUUUUGA
This is a messenger RNA of Paracoccidioides lutzii Pb01, 3585 nucleotides long. RefSeq lists its product as hypothetical. The coding region runs from base 1 to 3585 and encodes 1194 amino acids. The transcript has 9 exons. Gene Ontology annotation, molecular function: zinc ion binding; DNA-binding transcription factor activity, RNA polymerase II-specific; DNA binding. The record is from RefSeq and is a predicted model, not a curated record. Gene Ontology annotation, biological process: DNA-templated transcription; regulation of DNA-templated transcription.